This is a messenger RNA of Durio zibethinus, 693 nucleotides long. RefSeq names its product thioredoxin H1-like. NCBI's taxonomy places the organism in Eukaryota, Viridiplantae, Streptophyta, Magnoliopsida, Malvales, Malvaceae. The record is from RefSeq and is a predicted model, not a curated record.
CAGAGAAGAGUUGUCAAAACAGAGGAAAGCGUUUCUUGCUUGGUUAUUUAUUUUAGUGUAUCAAUUCUGUUUUUAAAAAAAGGUUUUUUUUUUCUCUUUUUUUCAAGAGCUAAGCAAAAAUGGCUGCAGAGGAAGGACAAGUGAUCAGUUGCCACACACUUAAGUCAUGGAACGAGCAGCUUCAAAGUGGCAAUGAAUCCAAAAAAUUGGUGGUGGUUGAUUUCACUGCUUCAUGGUGUGGACCCUGCCGUUUCAUUGCACCUUUCCUGGCUGAACUGGCCAAGAAGUUUCCCACUGUCAUGUUUAUUAAGGUGGAUGUGGAUGAGUUGAAGGAGGUUGCUACCGAUUGGGCUGUGGAGGCUAUGCCAACUUUCAUGUUCCUGAAGGAGGGGAAGAUUGUGGACAAGGUGGUGGGAGCAAAGAAAGAUGACCUUCAGCUGACUGUGGCAAAGCAUAUGGCUACUACUAGUUCUGCUUCUGCUUGAUGAUGAUAAUUAUUAGUACUAUCCUUCAUGUUUGGUGGAAUCUAUUAUUACAGAACUCAUCAUUAUGUGCUGCUACAUCUCUAUGUUAUACCUCAAGUUUGUCUUUUGAGUUUUUUUUUUUAUCUUUAUCUGCAUAUGACACAACAUUACAUAAAGCUAGUUUUUGAUGUUUGAUGUGAUUUGAGAAUUUCUUAGUACCACUUGCCUA